Molecule: messenger RNA, 1941 nt
Organism: Mytilus californianus (California mussel)
Lineage: Eukaryota; Metazoa; Mollusca; Bivalvia; Mytilida; Mytilidae
Product: monocarboxylate transporter 7-like
Exons: 5
Coding region: 193-1941 (582 amino acids)
Biological process (GO): monocarboxylic acid transport; transmembrane transport
Molecular function (GO): monocarboxylic acid transmembrane transporter activity
Source: RefSeq, a predicted model, not a curated record
UUUUUGUAUGCAAGGUGACCUCGCGAUCAGCUGUUCGGUUUAGCGGUGUGUGUAGUUAAGAGACGGGAGAAUUUAUAAACGAAAUGUUAGUUUUUCAUGGACUAUUAUGUAAAUUUUAAGGAAAUUAUAAUUGUUAGAGAACCCUAAACAUCAAGGGUAUACCAUGUAAUUUGGAAAAGGUAAAAGGGCUCUAUGACCCUUUCUGUCAAUAUGGGUGGAUCUAAAUUUGAUGAUAUAAGUGAAAAAGAUGUUGAGAUUGAACCAGAACCAGAGCCAAGGAAUUCAAGGUGUCCGGAUGGAGGAUGGGGCUGGGUCAUUGUCCUGGCCGCCUUUUGUGCCAAUGUCGUCGUGGAUGGCGUCUGUUUUACAGCAGGAAUGUACCAUGAAGAAUGGAUGAGUUUCUUCAAUGUCCAUCAUGUUUCAGUGUCAUGGGUGACAUCUCUGCUGGUUGGAUGCUACUUACUGGCUGGUCCAGUAGCUGGUGUUCUAGCCAACAGAUUUGGUUGUCGGAAGGUUGUCAUGGGAGGGACAUUGAUCUCAGUGAUUGGUCUGUUGGUCAGUACUGUGUCACCAAAUGUUGAAGUACUUAUCAUUACAUUUGGUAUCAUUACAGGUAUUGGUUUUGGAUUGAUCUAUUUACCAUCCAUAGUCAUUAUUGGUUAUUGGUUCGAGAAGAAGAGAGCUUUUGCCACAGGAAUGGCACUAUGUGGCUCUGGCAUUGGCACAUUAUUGUUCAGUAGUUUCAAUAAGUAUAUAUUUGAAGAGUAUGACAUAAAAAAUGGCACAGUUAUAUUAGCUGGUGUUGUUCUACAGUGUGCAAUCUGUGGUGCUUGUUAUAGACCUUUAUAUAAGGCUAAAAGAACUCCGAGAAUGAAGAGGGGAAUUGUCCAACAAGGACUCAUUAUGAAAGCUUUGAUUGCAGAGAAAGAACGACAAAGAACUAUUUCAAAUGGAUCUCUUGACAAUUGCAUAAUUACUAGGGAUAAUCGUUUGAUCAAGAUUGACAAAAUUGAAAUAGAUAAAAUGAACAAAAGUAAUUCGUAUAUAAACAGACUGAAAGAACACUUAGGAUUCAGUUCUCGUUCACUUAACAAAAUAAUCCCUGGUAUUGUACGAGAUAAGUUCAUAUUUGACUCGAAACCUCAGACUCCAGUACAGGAGAAAAAGGAAUUCCCACGAAGGAAAAGGGAUUAUGAACGCAGAAGAGACAGUGGAUGUGGGAGUUUAUGUGACUCGCCUCAAUCAGGAAAUAACCUACCUCAGGAAGACCCAUGGGAAAAAUUAUGUAGAGACGACUCUGUCAAAUUCCCUAAUGAAAAAGACAUUAAGGAAAAUGGGAGUUUGCUAGUUCCAGUUAAAAGAAAUGGAAGUUUUGGACCUCAGGAUAGUUUCCGUCCCUUGGAUUCUAAUCAUUUGACUCCGCCAACAACAAUCAUUGGUACUAGCCUUAUGUCAGCAAUGACAGCGUCUGAGUAUGAUGCUAGUGUUCGGACACUGAUGAUGGAGUAUGAACACCCCCUGCCUGAAUGGAUAAGGAGCAUUUCACAUAUGUUGGACUUGAGUCUGUUAAAAGAUAAAACCUUUAUCCUGUACGCAAGUGCCAGCUUCUUGAACAUGCUGGGUUUCUUUAUACCUUUCUUCUUCUUGCAAGAUUUAAUAAGAUCCUUAAAUUCAACGGACCACAAAACUUCGGUUCCGAUUGUGUUCUCAGUGAUUGGUCUUUCAAAUGCCAUUGGUAGGGUACUUGCUGGAUGGAUAGCAGAUCGACCUUGGGCGAAUGUGGUGUUUUUGAAUAAUGCUUCCUUGGUGCUCGCUGGAGUUAUGACAAUAAUUUGGCCAUUUUGUACAACUGUAACUCAUAAAUAUAGAAAAACUAAAUUGAAUUCUAUAAAUAAACCUUCAUGUAUAUUUUAUGGAGUCAUUUUCACACCUGAAUGGUAA